This is a messenger RNA of Ceratotherium simum simum (southern white rhinoceros), 1236 nucleotides long. It is a transcript of the gene ARID3C, whose product is annotated as AT-rich interaction domain 3C. Gene Ontology annotation, molecular function: DNA binding. The record is from RefSeq and is a predicted model, not a curated record. Gene Ontology annotation, cellular component: nucleus. NCBI's taxonomy places the organism in Eukaryota, Metazoa, Chordata, Mammalia, Perissodactyla, Rhinocerotidae. Gene Ontology annotation, biological process: regulation of transcription by RNA polymerase II.
AUGGAGGCCCUGCAGAGGCAGCAGGCGGCCCGACUGGCCCAGGGGGUGGGGCCAUUGGCCCCUCCACGCCCACCACCGCCACCACAACUUCCCUUGCCUGGCCCCCGGACCCUGCAGGCCCCUAAGGGGGCCUUGGGGGAGGUUGGGGCUGAGGAAGAGGAGGGUGCUGAAGAGCAUGAGGAGGGAGAGGAAACUCAGGCAGAGGAGGUGGCAGCCGAGGAGAGCCGUCCAGGACCCCGGGGCCCCAGCUCACCUUCCAGCCAGCCACCUGGACCGCAUGCCCAUGAGUGGACCUACGAGGAACAGUUCAAACAGCUGUACGAGCUCGAUGCAGACCCCAAGAGGAAGGAAUUUCUGGAUGACCUGUUUAGCUUCAUGCAGAAGAGGGGGACGCCAGUGAACCGCGUGCCCAUCAUGGCGAAGCAGGUGCUGGACCUGUACGCGCUGUUCCGCCUGGUGACGGCCAAGGGCGGCCUGGUGGAAGUCAUUAACCGCAAGGUGUGGCGGGAGGUCACGCGCGGCCUCAGCCUGCCCACCACCAUCACCUCGGCCGCCUUCACUCUGCGCACCCAGUACAUGAAGUACCUGUACCCGUACGAGUGCGAGACGCGGGCGCUUAGCUCCCCGGGGGAGCUCCAGGCCGCCAUCGACAGCAACAGGCGCGAGGGCCGUCGGCAGGCUUACACCGCCGCCCCGCUCUUCAGCUUGGCCGGGCCGCCCCCUCGGGGCUCUCUGGGCCCCGCCUCCGGGCCCGGUUCGGCCCCGCCCGCGCCCCCGCCCGGACCUCGCCCGGCCCAGGGCUCAGCCUCCGGCCUGCCGGCGCACGCUUGCGCGCAGCUGAGCCCGAACCCCGUUAAGAAAGAGGAGAGCGGAAUUCCAACCCCUCGACUGGCACUGCCUGUGGGCCUGGCCUUGGGACCUGCACAGGAGAAGUUGGCACCAGAGGAGCCCCCAGAGAAGAGGGCUGUGCUGAUGGGACCCAUGGACCCACCUCGACCUGGCGCACCCCCCAGUUUCCUGCCCCGUGGCAAGGUUCCCCUGAGGGAAGAGCAGCUGGAUGGGCCUCUCAAUCUGGCGGGCAGUGGUAUCAGCAGUAUCAACAUGGCCCUAGAGAUCAACGGGGUGGUCUACACUGGCAUCCUCUUUGCCCGCCGCCAGCCUGUGCCAGCUUCCCAGGGCCCAACCAACCCUGUACCCCUGCCCCCUACAGGGCCCCCUUCCAAUGCCUCACCCUGA